AUUUCAGAGGACAACGACGCAAGUGAACGUCCGGACAGCAGAACGCAGCUGAUCGGAAGGACGUCCCAAGAAUCGGUAGCCACAGACGCGGCGAGCCUUGAACACAGAAUGCAAGUCCUGGUUCACAAAUUGCGACGAAGCAUGUCAAAGAGGGAGGUUGAUGCUAGUCCACAAGCGUCCGUGACAUCUGACUGGGCAAUGUCGGCUUGGUCGUCUCGAGAAUCAGAAGGGAGCUGGCUGGAAGAUGGAACGACAUCCAGAGCGACUAUCUGAGAAGAUGUCUAAGACUGUCGGAAACUCGCGGCACUGCCGCGGUUCAGAAUAAUGAACCACAGACUAAGAGUUGAUGGGAAGUGGCUGCCAACGACGUCCAUUUUAACGUCGUCGCU
This is a messenger RNA of Colletotrichum phormii, 389 nucleotides long. RefSeq lists its product as uncharacterized. The record is from RefSeq and is a predicted model, not a curated record. NCBI's taxonomy places the organism in Eukaryota, Fungi, Ascomycota, Sordariomycetes, Glomerellales, Glomerellaceae. Bases 109 to 273 code for a protein of 54 amino acids. The transcript has a single exon.